AUGGUCUCAUUCGAUGUAACUGCCCUUUUUCCAUCCAUUCCCGUCAAUGAAGCAGUCGAAGCAAUCAAACAACAUUUACAUAAAUUCGAUUUACCACCAGAACAAGAAAAAGCUUACAUUGAUUGCAUCAACAUUUGCAUGAAGCAUAAUUGUUUUCAAUUCCGGAACUUAUUUUAUUCAAACAACUUCGGGUGCAGUAUGGGAAAUGGCCUCUCACCAUAUAUCGCAGAGGCAUUCAUGUGUAAAUUUGAGUCAGAUUUACACAAAGAAGGUAAACUACCACGUAUUUGGUAUAGAUAUGUUGAUGACACCUUUGCUGUGGUGAAAAAAUCAGAAGUUGACCAGGUUCUCACAACAAUCAAUAAUAGAUUUCCCAGCAUCAAAUUUACUUUUGAGAAGGAGGACGACAAACUUCACACAUUACCCUUCCUCGACGUUGAAAUCAAACGAAAAGAGAAAAGAGUUGAGUUCAGUGUUUACAGAAAAUCCACCUCGACAGAUCGGUACAUAACAAAGGAUUCAUAUUGUGCAUAUAAUCAAAAAAUUGCAGCUUUUCAUUCCAUGGUUUACAGAUUAUGCCGUCUUCCUCUAUCUGUUGAAAACUAUAUGAGAGAAUACCAACAAAUACUUCAUAUAGCUAAUGUGAACGGGUACGAGAAAUCAAUCAUAGACCAACUGAUCAAAAAGCACUCGAAAAAGUUAAAGCGAAACAACGUUAGUACUUUGUUCGAACAAAAUACAAAUGCACAAAAACAACGUAUCACUCUACCCUUCGCCCCAAAUAUUACCAACAAGCUGAUACAUGUCUUUGCGAAAUCAGAAAUGAGCAUUGUACAUACCAACAACAACAAAUUAAAAACUCUCCUAGGAUCCACAAAAGACAACACACCAACUAACCGAUGCAGCGGCAUUUAUCAAAUCUCUUGUUCUAACUGUGACAAAAAAUAUAUUGGACAAACAAGGAGAGCUGCUGAGGUUAGAUUCAACGAACAUCUUCGAUCCGUAAAAAAGAAAGAGAUAGACAAAGCAAUAGCAGCCCACAUCUAUGAUCCAAAUAAUGACAAUCAACACACAAUAACUUCUUUUGACAACAAUUUUAAGCUUUUAAAAAAAGUAAACAAACCAAAUAAACUUGAUGCCUAUGAAUCCAUACAUAUACACAUAAACAACAAUUUGAUGAACUUGGAACCUGGACCAAUUAUUGACUCUCAACUUUUCAACGCACUCAAAAGAGAAUAA
Molecule: messenger RNA, 1239 nt
Organism: Episyrphus balteatus (marmalade hoverfly)
Lineage: Eukaryota; Metazoa; Arthropoda; Insecta; Diptera; Syrphidae
Exons: 1
Coding region: 1-1239 (412 amino acids)
Source: RefSeq, a predicted model, not a curated record